AUGAGCGAUUCUGACAAAGAGACUGAAAAGCCAGGCGUGCCUGCAUGGCAACUUCAAGGCGAUGAGGAACUGUCCGAUGAACCACGAGAAGAAGUUGUUGAAUCACCAAGUCGGACGGCAAUACUCGAGCAGGCGAGGAAGUUCUUAGAGGAAGAUGAAGUGAGGAAUGCGUCUACGGACAAGAAGAUUGCUUUUCUAGAAAGCAAAGGUCUUGAAGGAGAUGAUAUAAAGGGGCUACUGGGUGUCUCGCGGGAUGAUGAAGCCACAAAUACCUCUCUGGUUAGAACACCGGAAGCCAAACCACAACCUCGACUGCAGCCGCAGCCGCUGCCGCAGCCGCGAUCUCUGCCUCCAACCACCCAAGCAAGCUAUUCACCAGCACCUCGCGAUCAACCCCCUAUAAUAACCUAUCCCGAAUUCUUAGUUCAACCAUCUCCUUCUUCCAGCCCUUUAAUUACCAAACACCGCCUUCUUACGACUCUCUAUCUCUUUGGCUCUUUCAGCUUCCUUCUUUAUGGCACAAAUACCUUUUUGAUACGACCUAUGCUCAACACCCUCACUGAAUCCCGACGAUCCCUAUCUUCUGCCACUCUCAACAACCUCCAAAAAUUAAUCCACAAACUCGAAAAUUCCGUCUCCGAAAUCCCUCCUACCUACCACUACCGUAAAUCCUUCCAAUCCGAUUAUCUAGACUCUGAUUCUAGCUCCGUAACCAGUGAUCCCACCGAGCUUUUCCACCGCGACAUCGGGGUCCAAACAUCUCUUCCCUCAUCACCUAUACAAACACCUAGUUCACCGUCCCUAAUCUCCCACGCGAAUACCGCAACCACACCAACCGCAAUCCAGGCAUCGCGUCUGACAACCCUGCAGGGCACAUUGUCAUCACUAAUAGAAGACUCGACGUACGAAUCAUCCGCAAACGAAGAGCUAGAAACGAGAAUGACGAUGUUGAAGGAAUAUCUACAAGGAUUGGUUUUCCCAACUUCAUUUAACUAUCGCUCUGGACCUUAUUCGGAUGGACGGGAUAGAAAUGGAAAUGAUAAGGAGGGAGAAGAUGAGUUUGCAAAGGUUAAGAGGGAGAUUAGAGGAGUUAAAGGAGUUUUGCUUAGUGCGAGAAGUUUUCCUGGGGGUGUUAGGGCGAAAUAAUGGGCGUGGGGAGAAGAAUGCAUGGUAAUGGCAGGUUUAGCCAAUAAUAGAUGAGCUAUGAAUGGAUAUAUUUUUUUUUAGUAUCAUUCGUGUAUG
Sclerotinia trifoliorum is the source of this 1242-nucleotide messenger RNA. The record is from the annotation of a GenBank genome assembly. NCBI's taxonomy places the organism in Eukaryota, Fungi, Ascomycota, Leotiomycetes, Helotiales, Sclerotiniaceae.